CAAGCUUUGUCGAUCACCUCCAUGCUUUCCUAUAAAAUUCCAUGGCUGCUAAAAACCUAAUUAAGCCCUACCACCUACAUCCACAGUACAGACAGGCAGAGCUAAGCUAAGCUAAGUACGUCAGCAAUGGCGGACGCGGCGGAGCAGCAUCACCGGCAGGAAGAGACUGCGGCGGCGACGACGACGCCGCAGCAGAUGAUGAUGCGGCGGCGGCGGGCGCGCGCGUCGAGCGAGUACCUGGGCGUGCGGCGGCGGCCGUGGGGGCGGUACGCGGCGGAGAUCCGCAACCCGUACACCAAGGAGCGCCACUGGCUCGGCACCUUCGACACCGCCGAGGAGGCCGCCGUCGCCUACGACCUCUCCGCCAUCUCCAUCUCCGGCGCCGCCGCCGCGCGCACCAACUUCCUCUACCCCGACAUGCACCACCACCACCCUUCGCCGCCGCAGCACGCGCUGUCUCCGGCAGUGCCACCGCCGCCACCGCCGCCGCCGCCGUCGCCGCUGUACGAUGAUGAUUACCUGUCGCCGGCGGCGGCGGAGGAGGAAGUGGAGGCCGGCGACGACGAGUCGCUGACGAUCGCGACCAUCCUGCAGAGCUUCCAGUAUCAGCAGAGCGUCCCACCGGCGUCAUCGGGUUCCAUGUUUUAUUAUUAGCAAAAUCUGAUUGAUUGAUUAAUUUAAUUAACCUGGUGAUCAUCAGAAAUAUCAGGAUAAUUAUAUAAGCUGUCAUCAGUCAUCACUGGGGAUAAUCAAUGAUGAUUAGCUUAAUUUUUGAGAGAUUGAUUAACACGCACAUGUGGCGCACACCAAUGCAUAUACAGUUUGGCGUUUAUGAAUUUUCUGAUUUGUUUUCAUGUAGUCCUAUUUCAUAUUUUUAGAGUAUUGGAUCAAAACCCAACAACCUACUCUCUUGUUUAACUCCCAAGUUUGUCGUAUUUGGACGAAAUUUGAUCGCUGACACCGAAAUUUUUUUAAAAAAUUUGGGGGGUUUUUGGUACUUUUUGACACGAAAUUAGUUUAAAUUUUAACCAAAUUCAUAAAU
Molecule: messenger RNA, 1042 nt
Organism: Oryza sativa Japonica Group (Japanese rice)
Lineage: Eukaryota; Viridiplantae; Streptophyta; Magnoliopsida; Poales; Poaceae
Product: ethylene-responsive transcription factor LEP
Biological process (GO): regulation of DNA-templated transcription
Molecular function (GO): DNA-binding transcription factor activity; DNA binding
Source: RefSeq, a predicted model, not a curated record